ACCUAACUUUGUCAUCCUUCAACCUUAAUAAAAACCCUCUCCUCUUUCUCAUACAUAUCAAACACUCUUUCUACUGCAAGGACCACUCUUGCAUUAGCACAUUGCCAAAGCAAAACACUACCAACCCCACUUCCCAGAAAAAAAAAAAAAAAACACACCACAAACAUGAACAAACAGGCUCUUUUCUCCCUCUCCCUUGUUCUAGUUUUCCUCUUCCAUUGCACCACAACUUUAGCCCAGCCAGCUCAGGCCCCGGCACCACCCGGGCCAACCAACGUGACCAAAAUCCUCGAAAAGGCCGGUCAGUUCACGAUCUUAAUCCGCCUCUUAAAGAGCACCAAAGUGGCUGACCAAAUCAACCAGCAGCUCAACGAUACAAACAACGGCCUAACCUUACUUGCUCCAAGUGAUAGCGCAUUUUCCAACCUCAAAUCCGGCACUCUUAAUUCUCUUACUGAUGAACAAAAGGUUGAGCUAAUACAGUUUCACAUCUUACCCAAUUUUCUAUCUAUGACAAACUUCCAAACCGUGAGUAACCCAUUGAGGACACAGGCUGGAGAUUCCAGCCCUGGUGAGUUCCCACUAAAUGUGACCACUUCAGGCAAUUCAGUGAACAUCUCCUCUGGUCUUGUCAAUACCACAGUAGGGGGUUCAGUUUAUUCUGAUAAUCAGCUAGCUGUUUAUCAAGUGGAUUCAGUGCUUCUUCCACAGGCAAUCUUUGCUCCAAGGCCUCCUGCACCAGCACCUGCACCUGCUGCUACUAAAGCUAAGACUAAGAAGAAGACUGCUGCGGGAAGUCCUGAUUCUGCCACAGCGGAUCAGAAUGGUGCAUUGAGUCUCAGACUCAGUAGACAUGGAUUUUUGUUGUCCAUUGGAGUUGCUGUGAUUGCAGCACUACUUUCUUUGUAACAAAGGGAACAUGAUGAAUUAUGCAUCAGCUGGAUAUAUACUUUUCUGGGGGUCCAAUUGUCGAGUCCCGUAUGAUUUUUGGUGAGUUGGAUUGAAGGGUCGUGAUCAAAACCGAGUGCUUUCAAAUAAUUUUCCAUUUUCCUAGCUGUCCCGUUAUGUAUAAUGCCAGUUUGUGAUGCGUACCAAUUUACUGUUAAGUUUUAAUCUUGAUUUUUUUUUGAGGGUAUUGUGUUAUUUUUCACUUCCAGCUUCCAUGUACUUGAGAAUCUUGUAUAAUUGAUUUUUCUAGAGAAGUUGUGUCA
This is a messenger RNA of Quercus robur (English oak), 1211 nucleotides long. RefSeq names its product fasciclin-like arabinogalactan protein 12. The coding region runs from base 166 to 909 and encodes 247 amino acids. NCBI's taxonomy places the organism in Eukaryota, Viridiplantae, Streptophyta, Magnoliopsida, Fagales, Fagaceae. The transcript has a single exon. The record is from RefSeq and is a predicted model, not a curated record.